UACCCCAAGCUCUGCUCCGGGGAACGUAGCAAGGGACCUCGUGGUGAGCUUGUGUCCACGCCUGUGGCACUGGGCAGCAGCAGGACAAGCCGGCCUCUGCCCUGUGGCCAAGCAGACACUAGGAGCAGGUUGCCGAGACGCCCAGACCCCAGUCUGUCCUGCUGGGUUAAUCAUUGCCCAGUGGCCUUGACCCCUGCUGCCCUGGCCACUCUGUCCAGCCACCCUGCCCUUUGCUGGCCCAGGAGGAGCCAUGGGGCACCAGAUCUGGGUCCCCUGCCACUGCCCCCCGCCUGGGCCAUGUGUUCUCUUGCUGUUGCUGCUGCUGCUGGCAUCCGGAGGGGCCCAGCACCAGGCUGGUGGGAACCAUCCGGAGCCCCCAGAAUUCAACACCACAGCGCCCGCCGGGCCUCCCACGACUUCAGUCUCCCCUGCGUUCCCUGGGACAAAGGUGGCAUCGCAGAGCCCAGCGCCCGGCUCAGCCCAGUCCCUCGGGGCGGGGCUUACCCCCACCCCCGGGGGCACCAUCUCUGGCAGCACUGAGGGCCUAGUGCUCACGGAGGAUGGCCAGCCAUGCCGAUUCCCCUUCCGGUACGGCGGCCGUGUGCACCGCGCCUGCACGUCCGAGGGCGGCGCCCGCAGGAAGUGGUGCGCCACCACUCAUAACUAUGACCGGGACCGGGCCUGGGGCUACUGUGCACCCCCAGCCACUACGCCUCCGGGGGCCCCAGGCCCCUUGGACCCCUGUGCCUCCAGGCCCUGCCUCAAUGGGGGGUCCUGCUUCAGUGCCCAGGAUACCACGUCCUACCUGUGCUCCUGCCCGGUGGCCUUCACAGGCCAGGACUGCAGCCAAGAGAAGUGCUUCGAUGAGACGCGCUUAGAGUACCUGGAGGACGGCGAGCGCUGGGCCCACGUGCGGCAGGGUCGGGUGGAGCAGUGCGUCUGUGCCAAGGGCCAAGUGCGGUGCUCGGAUGCGUGGCACACAGCUUGCGUGAGCAGCCCCUGCCUCAACGGGGGUACGUGCCAUCUGGUCGAGGCCACGGGGACCACCGUGUGCACCUGCCCGCCGGGCUUUGCCGGCCGACUCUGCAACACCGUGCCCGCCCAGCGCUGUUUCCAGGGCAACGGGACGGAGUACCGCGGCUUGGCCAGCACCACCGCCUCGGGCCUGAGUUGCCUGGCUUGGAACUCGGACCUGCUCUUCCAGGAGCUGCACGUGGACUCUGUGAGCGCCGCAGCGUUCCUGGGCCUGGGCCCCCACGCCUACUGCCGGAACCCCGACAAGGACGAGAGGCCCUGGUGCUAUGCGAUCAAGGACAGCGUGCUCUCCUGGGAGUACUGCAACCUGGUGGCCUGUGAAACCCUGUCCAGGAACCAGCCCCCCUCCAGCCCUGGGGUGCUGCUGGCCCUACCGGAGCCCCCAGGGGGUGCGCGCAAGACCUGUGGCCGGAGGCACAAGAAGAGGACUUUCCUGCGGCCCCGAAUCAUCGGGGGCUCGGCCGCCCUGCCUGGGUCCCACCCCUGGCUGGCUGCUCUCUACAUCGGGGACAGCUUCUGUGCCGGCAGCCUCAUCCACUCGUGCUGGGUGGUGUCUGCUGCCCACUGCUUCUCCAACAGCCCCCCGAGGGAGAGCGUGUCGGUGGUCCUGGGCCAGCACUUCUUCAACCUCACGACGGACGUGACGCAGACGUUCGACAUCGAGAAGUACAUCCCGUAUCCCCGCUACUCCGUGUUCAACCCCAGCGACCACGACCUGGUCCUGGUGCGCCUGAAGAAGAGAGGGGACCGCUGCGCUGUCCGCUCACAGUUCGUGCAACCCAUCUGCCUGCCCGAGCCAGGCAGCCCUUUCCCUGCUGGACACAGGUGCCAGAUUGCCGGCUGGGGCCACAUGGAUGAGAACGUGAGUGGCUACUCCAGCUCCCUGCGGGAGGCCCUGGUCCCACUUGUCGCUGACCACAAGUGCAGCAGCCCUGAGGUGCACGGAGCAGACAUCACCCCCAACAUGCUCUGCGCUGGCUACUUUGACUGUAAGGCUGACGCCUGCCAGUGUCUCUGUCUCAGGGCGACUCGGGGGGGCCCCUGGCCUGCGAAAAAAAUGGCGUGGCCUAUCUUUAUGGCAUCAUCAGUUGGGGUGACGGCUGUGGACGCGUCAACAAGCCGGGGGUCUACACCCGUGUCGCCAAUUACGUGGACUGGAUCAACGACCGCAUGCGCCCCACUAAGCGGCCUGCAACCUCCUUUUGAGGCCCCUGGUGGGGGUCGGAUGGGAGGCCUCCUCACCCUGUUUUGCGAGCAAUAAAGAAAUCUCUAGCACCA
Echinops telfairi (small Madagascar hedgehog) is the source of this 2313-nucleotide messenger RNA. RefSeq names its product HGF activator (gene HGFAC). The record is from RefSeq and is a predicted model, not a curated record. Bases 251 to 2296 code for a protein of 681 amino acids. Lineage: Eukaryota; Metazoa; Chordata; Mammalia; Afrosoricida; Tenrecidae. Gene Ontology annotation, cellular component: rough endoplasmic reticulum; extracellular region. The transcript is spliced from 14 exons. Gene Ontology annotation, biological process: blood coagulation; zymogen activation. Gene Ontology annotation, molecular function: serine-type endopeptidase activity; signaling receptor binding.